This is a messenger RNA of Schistocerca serialis cubense, 679 nucleotides long. RefSeq names its product mite allergen Eur m 3-like. The record is from RefSeq and is a predicted model, not a curated record. Gene Ontology annotation, molecular function: serine-type endopeptidase activity. The transcript is spliced from 5 exons. Gene Ontology annotation, biological process: proteolysis. The coding region runs from base 1 to 657 and encodes 218 amino acids. Lineage: Eukaryota; Metazoa; Arthropoda; Insecta; Orthoptera; Acrididae.
AUGCCGACAGGUGGUGCCUCCCUCCCAGACACUUCAGGAGGGCGACGGUGGGGCGGCGAGAUGGUGGGCGACGCGCUGGAGCCGGUGCGGGGGUUCGUGGUGGGCGGCCAGGACGCCGCAGAGAACGAGUUCCCCAGCCAGCUGUCGGUGCAGGUGCAGCGGCCGGAAGAGCCGCCCUCGUACCGCCACGCGUGCGGAGGCGUCGUGCUCAACCAGUACUGGGCGCUCACCGCGGCCCACUGCAUCGCUUCUCGCCUUCAGGACAUGAGCUUGUUGUCGGUGCUGUCCGGCACGACACGGCUUCACGAGGGCGGCACGCGACACAAGCUGCAGGCGGCCGUCGUCCACCCGGGCUACGACGGCGACACACUGCUGCACGACAUAUGCAUCCUCAAGGUUGCGGAGCCGUUCCAGCUGGACGGCGUGAAGGUCGCCGCAGCGACGCUGCCGCAGCAGGGGCAGCCCGUGCAAGACGGAGCCGUCGCCACCGUCGUCGGUUGGGGGCUCUUGCAGGGUGACUCGGGCGGCCCGCUGUUCGUCGACGACGUGCUGGUGGGGCUGACGUCGUUCUCGUACGGCUGCGCCCGGCGCAACUUCCCUGCCGUCUUCACGCGUGUCGCCUCCUAUGUUGACUGGAUAAUGCAGCACAUACAGUGAGAAAAGUGCAGCACUGGGUGAC